This is a messenger RNA of Ectocarpus siliculosus, 1896 nucleotides long. The record is from the annotation of a GenBank genome assembly. NCBI's taxonomy places the organism in Eukaryota, Phaeophyceae, Ectocarpales, Ectocarpaceae.
AUGCGGGACGCCUUGACCACCAUCCAGCCUGAGAUUUACGAAUUUGUCUCCCAGGAGAACCGGAGCCAUGCCGACCCGUGGCUGCAAAAGACGGAGUGGGUGCCUCACGAGAGAACUUUGGUCCUGUACGUGUGUGUCCAAGCUCCAGCUGGUUCGAACUGCAGGCCGGGAGGGCCUGAACAGGUGGGCGAAGAGGUCACCUCGAGCAAGGAAGAGCUGCUGAACACGCUAACCCGGCCGAAGCUGCUGAAGAUCUACUUCCCUCCCAGCCUUGACCAGGUUCCCUUCUGCUUCUGCGAGGAUGAUGUUCUAGUGCCGGCGACGGAGGCUGCCAACGGGCGCCUCCGCCCGCUCUCGUGCAACUCCGUCCGUGCGGUAGUCACCACGGUCCUCCAGUGCGUGAAGCGGGAGGCGGCUUCAGCAUCCGUCCUAAGCUCGGGCGACAAGGGCGCAGAAGGAGGAGGAGGAGCGGCGCGAGCUCGGUUGGCCGCUGAGGCAGUGCUAGCGGCGAUAAAGGAGGACCCUCUCGGUGCGGACCUCGUUCUCGCGCUCCUGAGCAUGGCAGUCUCUUCCUACAGACGAGACACGGUGUCGACGCCGUUCCCCAAACAGUUGGAGUCACCGGGCGGCUCGAAACGCGCGUACGCUGCCUUCAUUUCGUGCUUGGAGGGCAUCCCCAGCAUGCUGGAGAUGUCAAGGUGGACGGACGCAGCACAGGUGUUGAAACUUCCCCCGGUAGCCGUCGUCGCCCUCCACUUGGUGCUGGUGCUUCAGCCGGCGCGGCUGCGCAAUCUUGCAUCGAAGAAUCGCGCUCGGUCUGCGGCGACAGCGAGCUGCGGCGCUAGGGCCUCGUCGAGUUGGUCCGCGUCCUCCGGCGCGGGCGUCGCCGGGUUAAAAGCGCGCUUUCCCGCCGCCGGUUUGGGGGUUCCGUCGACUGCAAGCGGUAGGAGUGGGGAUGGUGGUGGUGGUGAUGGUGGUGGUGCGUCUGCCCAGCUUGGCGACGUGCCGACGUAUGCCUUUGAGGUCGUGCUGCCCAGCGAUCCCGCUUUCGACGCCCAGGCAGAGCUGGGGGGGUCCAAGGUCGCGUACCACGGCUCGAGCCCCGAGAAUUUCCACUCCAUCCUCAAUACCGGGCUCCGCGUGAUGAGCGGCAGCAGGCUCAUGAAGAACGGCGCGGUGUUCGGAAACGGAAUUUACCUCUCGGGAAGCUGCAAGGCGGCCGCUACCUUCGCCUAUCGCGGGGACGGUAGCGGGACUACCGUGUGGCCACGGAGCACUUUCGUAGACAAUCACUCCGCGUCUCGUCCUGCCGUAGCACAUGAUGUCGUUACCGCUUCUGGUGUUGCUGGCACUCCUGACGAUACGAAAGGCGACUCCCCUGCUGGUGCUGCUGCUACUGCUAGAAGCGGCAGUGCUUCGGUUGCUUCCUCGGCUACAAACGCCCGGUGCAAGAGGUUUCGACACCGUCUGGUGGCCAAGUGUCGCGUCCUAAACGGCGACGGGGUCAAGGAGAUCGAAGGCAGCGGUAAGGAGGCGAGCUACUUCGUCGUGUCGGACGCGUCCCGGGUGCGCGUGGAGGCCAUCCUUCUCUUCCACGAGACCCAGCCGUCGUCCCAGCAACACGCCGAUAUUAAUAGUGCCUCCGUCGACCGUGCCACCACAGCCAUUAGCAGCGGUGUUGGCGACAGCGGCAAGGGGGGGUCUCGAGCAGCACGGGGUAGGCAAAGCGGGGCGAGCGAGAGCAGCGGCAGCGACGACGACGAGGGGGUGUCUUGGUCCCGGGGGGUGCGUAGCGUCAGGGGUCACCUGCGCGGAAUGCUGUUGGAGGUGGUGACUUUCGCGACGCUAUUGUGGUUUUUAUGGUAUUUUUGGAGGGUCUCUCCGAUUUCAAACUGA